Molecule: messenger RNA, 1845 nt
Organism: Theobroma umbraticum
Lineage: Eukaryota; Viridiplantae; Streptophyta; Magnoliopsida; Malvales; Malvaceae
Source: RefSeq, a predicted model, not a curated record
CCAAUUUCUGGCUAUAAAGAUCAAAACAGCAGCUCCUCCUCCUUUGGCUUUCACACUCCUACCGCUACGUACUACAUUCUUAACAAUACAGUGAGAUAGAGUAACAUGGACGUUCGCCGGCGUCCCAGCCCAAUCUCAGACGAAGAAGCACUUCUUAAAGUGGGGGAGCCCCUGAAAGUGAAAGCCUCAGAUGCUGAUCUUCCUCUUCCCCUCUACCUGACAAACGGAAUCUUCUUCGCCCUCUUCUUCUCCGUGGCAUACUUCCUCCUCCACAGAUGGCGCUACAAGAUCCGUACUUGCUCUCCACUCCAUGUCUUAACCCUCUCCGAGAUAGCUGCCUUAGUUUCUUUGGUUGCCUCAAUCAUCUAUCUACUUGGUUUCAAAUUUGGAGGUUUAAUAUUAUGUCUCGUAAGCCAUAAUUAUCACGAUAAAAGGGGUGGCGUACGCAGGACGAGCAGAUUUGCUAGAUUACAAGGAGUAAAAUGUGGCAUAGCAGGCAAGAACUUGUACGUAAGGUUCAGCUGCCGCACAGGAGAUGCCAUGGGGAUGAAUAUGGUCUCCAAGGGUGUCCAAAACGUUCUUGAUUUUCUCCAUCACGAUUAUCCCGACAUGGAUGUUAUUGGCAUCUUCUGAAACUUCUGUUCAGAUAAGAAGCCAGCAGCAGUUAACUGGAUAGAAGGACGUGGAAAGUCGGUCGUCUGCGAGGCAGUCAUAAAGGAAGAGGUGUUGAAAAAGUUGCUCAAGACCACCGCUCCUGCUUUGGUGGAACUUAACAUGCUUAAGAACCUCACUGGCUCCGCUAUCGCUGCUGCUCAAGGCGGUUUCAACGCCCAUGCCAGCAAUAUUGUUUCUGCAGUUUACGUAGCCACUGGCCAGGAUCCUGCUCAGAAUGUGGAGAGCUCUCACUGCAUCACCAUGAUGGAAGCUGUCAACGAUAGCAAGGAUCUUCACAUCUCCGUCACUAUGCCUUCCAUUGAGGUGGGCACAGUGGGAGGUGGCACCCAUUUAGCAUCUCAGUCAGCUUGCCUAAACUUACUUGGGGUUAAAGGUGCCAGCAAAGAAUGCCCGGGCUCAAACUCAAAGCUCUUGGCCACCAUAGUAGCCGGUUCAGUCCUAGCUGGAGAGCUCUCACUCAUGUCUGCCCUUGCAGCUGGGCAGCUGGUGAAGAGCCACAUGAAAUACAACAGGUCCAGCAAAGAUAUCUCGGAGAUGGCUUCCCAACAACUGUCCCUAAGAUAGGCUCCGAACUAACAUUACAGAAGAAGAAUAAAAGACGAAAAUAAAAAUUAAAAAAAAGGAAAGUUGUUUUUGGUAGGGAGGAUGGGUUGCACUCUGAAAGUGUUGGUGCUGGGAGGGGUAAAACAAAGAGCACAUAGGGGUGGGCCGCAUGCCGCAGGUGGCAAGAAAAAGCGUUGGCUACAAAUACCCAUUAUUUUUCUUUUCUGAUUAGGCAUGUGCCUGAGACUGGCCGGGUCUGUUUCCGGGGUGCAGAAGAAAAAAAUACUAAAAGCAAAAAGAGCUGGUGUAAUGCAAAUUGAGAAAUUGCGAUGAGAAGCCUUGUACUGUUCUGCCUCUACUUCUGCAUGUACUCUCUGUCGCAUGGCGCCAUUUGUGUGUGCGCCAAGGCCAAGGAAAAGCAAACACAACCUUUCGAACUUGUUACCAUAUUCUUCUCCAUACCAACGCCCAACCAGUAGCCUCCCUUUGAGUCAUGUUUGAGGUUUACGAUUAGCAAUAUAUUGCAAGCUUUAAUAAGCUUUUCUGUUGUACUGUCGUAUAUAUGGAAGUGCUAGCUUUCCUUUUUUAAUUUUGUCCUCAACAUCUACAUCAAAAUUUAUUCUAGUA